Candoia aspera is the source of this 5778-nucleotide messenger RNA. Its product is annotated as IgGFc-binding protein-like. The transcript is spliced from 13 exons. The coding region runs from base 18 to 5483 and encodes 1821 amino acids. Gene Ontology annotation, molecular function: protein binding. The record is from RefSeq and is a predicted model, not a curated record. Lineage: Eukaryota; Metazoa; Chordata; Lepidosauria; Squamata; Candoiidae.
UUCAUAGGUGGUCAAGCAUGGAGAUAACCAAUCUCUGGAGCAAGUUUGGUAUAUUUUAUGGAAUUUUGAGUUGGCCUACCUGGAUCAUGUUAAAUGUCCUCCCCAUCCCAGUUUCCUCAAGCCCAUUAGGAAAAGAGUUUGUCACUGCUUUCAUGCAAAAUGGUUUUCCACAAAGGUUCCAGGGAGACUUUAAGCUUCUUAUCACAGGCUCUGUUCAGUCCACAUCUGUUACUGUCUCCAUGAAACAACCCACACUGAGGGUAACAGCCAUCGUGAAUACUGGUGAAACAUUGUCAGUGAAAAUCCCACCAGAGGCUGAGAUGGUUGGAAGCAAUAUUUUUGACAAUACACUCACCAUCUGGGCUAACAAUGAUAUCUCCAUCCUUUCCUUUUCCUACAAACCACACUCAGCUGACACCACGAUUGUCUAUCCCAUAGCAAGCUUGGGUACUGAAUAUUAUGCUGUAACACCAAAUGUGGGUACUGAUCACUACAGAGAAUUUGCUAUUGUAGGCUGGGCAGAACCUACAUCAGUUGAUGUCUACCUGAAAGGUCCUGUUACUUUCCAAGGAAAACGUUAUUUACGAGGAAGCAAGCUGACCAUCUCACUUCAACCUUACCAGGCUGCUCAGUUCCAAAGCCAGGUGGACCUCUCGGGUACUAAAAUAGUCUCCCAGAAACCAGUGGCUGUCUACAGUGGACAUACAUGUGUCUCUAGGCAAGUCCAGUGUGAUCAUGUCCUUGAACAGCUUUUGCCCGUUUCCAGCUGGGGCACUAAAUUCAUUGUUCCCUCCUUACCUUUUAACACAGAGUAUGACAUUGUGUAUGUUUCUGCUUCCCAAAAUACCCGUGUUGAUGUUCAGACCGGACAAAACCUGAAUAGCAAGAACUUGCAGGCUGCCCGGGUAGCAUUCUAUGGCAUUCAAGGCACAACUGCAUUGUCCAUCUCAGCUAGUUCUGGCAUCCAAGUUAUGUUUUUCAGUGAUGGUGGCACCUUUGGGAAUCUUAUAUAUGAUCCAUUCUUCAUGGCAAUACCUGAUGUCUCCAGCUACUGUCUGGCCUAUAACAUCUAUGGAGAUGACCAAUUUGGGAACUAUGCCCUGAUCAUUGCCAAAUCUUCCGAGAUUUCUGGGAUCACUCUGGACAAAAAGCCAUUGCGUGGUCUGCAAUGGAAUCGAGUUUCUGGCACCGAUUACUCUUGGACUGCCCACAGCUUAGGCCAAGGAUAUACCAUCAGCAGAAUAGAACAUUCCAGCUCCCCCUUUGGGCUGCUGAGUAUUGGAAUUGGAAAUGGAAAGGCUUAUGGUUCUCCCGCUGUUUGUGCAAAUGAUCCCUGCAGAAUGUUCAAGUGCCGGACGAAAGAAAUAUGUAAAGUAUUGCAGGGCCAAGCAACUUGUAUUCAUGAAUACCUGGGGACCUGUGUGGGCACCACAGCCAAGUAUUUCCAGACUUUUGAUGGUUUCUUUAUGGACUUUAAAGACUCUUGCACAUACAUCAUUGUACAGUAUUGCGGCAGUGACCCAAAGCUGUUGCCUUUCACGGUUGAAGAGAAGAAUAGCAAUAUGGACAUUCAGGGUGCUUCCAAGCUCCAGCAGAUCCAUAUCAAGGUGUAUGGUCACAGUAUUACCAUUGACAAGGAAGAACAUGCCCGAAUCAUGGUGAAUGGUGUGGAGGUCAACAUCCCUGCCACAGUGGUGAGUGGCAAAGUCAAAAUCAUAAAGAGUAGUGGACAUCUCACCAUUGCGACAGAUUUUGGCCUUCGGGUGACACUUGACAGCAACUGGACCUUAGUGGUGACUCUCCCCAGCAGCUACUAUGGAACCACCUGUGGGCUCUGUGGGAACUUCAACGAGAAAGCAAAGGAUGACAUGAUUCAUCUUAAUGGUACCCCGGCUUCCUCCAUCAUGGACUGGGCCAGUAACUGGAAAGUCAGUGACCAGGACCCUGCUUGCUCAGAUUCCUGUCAAGGCAACUGCUUGGCUUGUGAUGAUAGUCAGAAAGAGCUGUAUGGCAAUGAGAAAUAUUGUGGAAUUAUUAACCGUCUUUCAACUGGACCUUUUGGGGAGUGUCAUUCCACUGUGAACCCCACCAGCUACUUCAAUGAUUGCAUCAGCCGAAUGUGUGUAAGCCAAAGGGACCAUGAUGUGCUGUGCCAAGUAGUGGAGGCGUAUGCCACUACCUGUGAAGAACGGGGCAUCCUCAUUAAUGAAUGGAAAAUGGCAUCUGGCUGUGGUCAAGAACAGAACAACCACAGGACAAAUGAGACAGCUGAUGAAGCUCACAUCUGCUCAGAGAACAGCCACUAUGAAACCUGUGGAAAUGCUUGCCCAGAUACUUGCUCUGAACCAUCAGCCUCCUCCUCCUGUACACUGAACUGUGUGCCAAUGUGCCAGUGCAACAGGGGUUAUGUCCUCAACGGCAACCAGUGUGUCCCUAUUGAAAGCUGUGGCUGUGUCUACAACGGCCUCCAUUAUGAACUUGGAGAAGAAUUCUGGGAAGAUGGGAACUGCCACUCGCGCUGCCAGUGUGAUCUCAGCCAGGGGACAGUGAGCUGCUGGAAGGCCAGUUGCAAGGCCAGUGAAAAAUGUACCACGGUUAAUGGCGUGCACCACUGCAAAGGGCUGAUGUACUCCACCUGCAUUACAACUGGAGACCCUCACUAUUCCACCUUUGACGGAAGGAAGUAUGACUUCCAGGGUAGCUGUGUUUAUCAGAUGUCUGGGACCUGCUCCAAGGAUUCCACUCUCACCCCCUUUUCAGUUAUGGUAGAAAACAACAACCGAGGCAGGAAGGCAGUGUCCUUCACCAAAGUAGUGACUCUGGAGGUCUACAAUAUGACUGUCAGUCUAAGCCAAGAGUAUCCUCACAAAAUUCAGGUCAAUGGAGUCUUUAUGGACCUCCCCUUCUCCUAUGCAAAUAAAUUGAAGAUCUACGUCAGUGGCGUCCAUGGCUUUAUCAAGACAGACUUUGACCUGCGUGUCAGCUUUGAUUGGUACAGCUAUGCCAGAGUCAUCGUUCCUAAAACCUAUGCCAAUGCUCUCUGUGGCCUCUGUGGUAACGCCAAUCAAGAUCCAAAUGACGACUUUCUCAUGAAAGAUGGAACACAAGCAAAGGAUGAAAUUCAGUUUGCAAACAGCUGGAAGGUGAAGGAGGUCCCAGGGUGCUCAACAGGAUGCACUACUAAUUGCCCAAUCUGCAAAGAUGAGCAGAAACAAAUCUACAAGGGGGACCAGUUCUGUGGCAUCCUCAUCAGAAAGAAUGGGCCAUUCAGGCAAUGCUAUAAGAUCCUUGAUCCAACAUCCUAUUUUGAUGAUUGUGUCUUUGAUACCUGUGUGUACAAGGGCCAUCAUGACACUCUCUGUGGUGCCAUCAGUGCCUAUGUGACAGCCUGCCAGGCUCUGGGCAUCCAACUUAAGCAGUGGAGAUCAGCUUCUUUCUGCAGCAUUCCCUGUCCACAUAAUUCCCACUAUGAACUCUGUGGAAAUGGCUGUCCUGCCACUUGUCAUAAUCUCUCAGCUUCAGAAACAUGUGAAGCUCCCUGUGUAGAAGGAUGUUCCUGUGAUGCUGGAUUCAUUCUCAGUGGAGAUCAAUGUAUCCCUCUUGCGGAGUGUGGCUGUACACACCAGGGCAGAUACUACAGGAAGGGAGAGGAGUUCUACCCAACCACCUCUUGCCAGGAGAAGUGUCACUGUAUGGACAAGGGAGCUAUUGAGUGCCACCAGUUCUCUUGUGGUACUUAUGAGGUCUGCAGGAUGGAAAAUGGAAUCCAAGGUUGUCAUCCUCUGGGAUAUGGAACAACUAUAGCUACUGGUGACGCUCAUUACAUUUCCUUUGAUGGACAAAGUUUUGAUUUCCAUGGCUCUUGCACUUACAUCUUAACCAAAGUAUGUAGCAAGGAUCCUCGAUUAGCACAAUUCUCUGUGCUGGUGGAGAAUGAGAAGCACGAAAACUGGCAUACCUCUGUAACAAGGAAAAUUAUGAUCUCGGUUCAAGGAUAUUCUAUUGUCCUUGAAAGAGGAAUAAAGUGGAAGGCUAUGGUGGAUGAUGAGUACUAUACAUUGCCAAUGAGCACUGUUGAUGGCAAACUUUGGAUCACACAGGAGGGGAACAACAUCAUUGUCCAGUCAUCCCUUAUUCUCAGAGUCCUCUAUGAUACUUCUUCACAUGUUCAUGUGUCAGUCCCCAGCACAUAUCAUGGGCAGCUGUGUGGUUUGGGUGGCAACUUCAACAGUGAUCCAAGUGAUGAUUUUAUACUGUCUAAUGGAAAAGUAACUCAAAGCAUGGAUGAGUUUGGUGCUUCCUGGAAAGUUCCUGUGAAUGGCGUCGUGUGCUCUGAUGGUUGUGGGGAGAAAUGCCCCACCUGCAAUGCUACCCAGACAGCACUAUAUGAAGCUGAGAGUUCUUGUGGAAUAAUCCUGUCCAAGACAGGUCCAUUUAAAUACUGCCACUCAUUGGUUAGCCCUGUUGCCUACUUAAGACAUUUCCUCCAUGACAUGUGUUUGGCCACUGGAGCAAAAGAAACUUUGUGUCAAAGCCUUCAGGCCUACACAGCUGCAUGCCAGCUAGCUGGAGCCAGGGUUGUUGCUUGGAGGACAGCCUCCUUCUGUGCGCUGUCCUGCCCAGCAAACAGUCAUUAUGAGUUGUUUACCCGAACCUGUGACUUCACAUGUGCUGCCUUAUCUGCUCCAACCCACUGCACUGGGGAAUGUUUUGAAGGCUGCCAAUGUGACAGUGGCUAUGCAUUUGAUGGGGAGGAAUGUGUGUCUAUGGAUAAGUGUGGAUGUGUUUACGAUGGGCGCUACAUCAAGCCAGGGGAGAUCAUCUUCUCCAGUGACUGCUCCAAGAAGACCACUUGCCACCCAAAUAGCCAGAUCGUCCAUGUCAAGAAUCGCUGCGCUGUGGGAGAGACUUGUAUGCUCACCACCAAGGGGCAUGGCUGCAUGAGGCAGGAAGGCCAUUGCACUCUUAUCCCAGGAGCGUGGUUCAGCUCCUUUGAUGGCGUCAAAGGGAAGCUCAUCAUCAGCGGUGUUUACAAGCUGGUGUCCUAUUGUGAUGAGGACUCACCCUCCUGGUUUAAACUGGUGGUGGAUAUCAAUGACUGCAACGAUGACAUGGUGCCCGCUGCUACAGCAAUCUAUGUCUUCUUCCGGGAAGCGUUCAUCACAGUGACUAACCUCAAGGAGACCUGGGUCAAUGGACUCUUGGUCCAGCUCCCACAGAACAUCUCCACAGCCAUCUCUAUCACUGAAUCUGAGGACAACAUUGUCAUCAAGCAAAACUCCCAGCUACAAGUUCUCUACAGCCCCAAUGGCAACGUCACCGUGAAGGUCACCAGCAGCCUGGCAGGGAAGCUAUGCGCCCCUUGUGGGAACUUUAACAACAAAGCUUUGGAUGACCUAAAGCUACCUAGUGAUCAGAUUGCAGAUAACAUUGCUGAGGUUGUUGAUGCCUGGAAGGCCAGGGAUUUCAUGGGAUGUUACUAAUUCCCAAGAGACCUGAUGCUGUUUAGAAUGGUUGCUUCCUGUUCCAAGGACAGACCAGCUGAGAUCCCUCCCUUGCCACUAGGCCUCUUUGGAUGUCACUUACUAGGAAGGAACCUCAACAGAGCAUGACAGAACUAUAUUCACUUCCUCCCCACUAUUCAGAGAAAGUCUGCUACCCUGUUGCACCUCCACAUAUUUACACAUUCCGAUACUGUGACCAAAAUCCAUUGCUACCUACUUUGCUACCAGAGUUAUGUGGUUUUGUGUCAAGAGAGCGGUGGAGAGACGUAGGAAU